AUGACAAAGUACUUUGAUACAAUCAAAUUUCAGCAGAUCCCUAGGGAAGAAAACCCGGUAGCUGAUCGUUUGGCCAAUGCAGCAUCCCUAGCGGAUGAGUCACUCACCAGAGUCGUCCCCAUUGAUGUCCUAGAAACACCGAGCAUCAUAAGGGGAGUGCAGGUGUUGGUCAUCCCAUGGGAACCAAGUUGGAUAGAUCCAACAUUGGCUUACCUUGAAAGAGGAAAACUCCCUAAUUCUAAGGAAGCAGCCCGGCAGCUAAGGAUGAAAGCUUCCAAAUAUUCUGUGAUACAUGAAGAGGAGUGUGGGAAUCAUUCUGGGGGUAGGUCAUUGGCUCAUAAAGCUCUCACUCAAGGUUAUUUCUGGCCCUACAUGGCAAGGGAAGUAAAAGAAUACUCUCGCAGAUGCGAUAAAUGUCAAAGAUUCGGAAUCCCAAAAUCCAUCAUCAUGGACAACGGGCCGAAUUUGGAUAAUCAAUACACUCAACAUUUCUUUGACAAGUACGGUAUCAACCAGAAAGUGUCAGCUACAUACCACCCCCAAGGCAAUGGGCAAGCGGAGAUAACUAACAGGACGAUCUUUGCCUGCAUCAAAAAGAAGCUUAAAGAUAAAAAAAGGGAAGUGGUUAGAAGAAUUACCAAAUAUCCUAUGGGCAUAUAG
Molecule: messenger RNA, 660 nt
Organism: Cornus florida
Lineage: Eukaryota; Viridiplantae; Streptophyta; Magnoliopsida; Cornales; Cornaceae
Exons: 3
Coding region: 1-660 (219 amino acids)
Biological process (GO): DNA integration
Molecular function (GO): nucleic acid binding
Source: RefSeq, a predicted model, not a curated record